This is a messenger RNA of Postia placenta MAD-698-R-SB12, 1158 nucleotides long. RefSeq lists its product as hypothetical. Bases 1 to 1158 code for a protein of 385 amino acids. The record is from RefSeq and is a predicted model, not a curated record. The transcript is spliced from 14 exons. NCBI's taxonomy places the organism in Eukaryota, Fungi, Basidiomycota, Agaricomycetes, Polyporales, Adustoporiaceae.
AUGUACCUAGUAAAUGUCGCUGCUGACAGGAAGUGCAGCUGCGAAACCGUCAACCAGUUCUUCGUGGUCUCAGGCACAUUAGUGUUCAUCACUUCCAACGGUUGGGAUUUCCAAUAUCUGCAGGCCUGCAGUGGUCGUCGCUGGCUCCCUACGCUUGCGAUCCUAUUUCUGGGAUUGGUCCCCGUCACGGUGGAGAUCUACCAUGCCGCAGCACAGUCGAACGCCUUCGUCGUCUUUCUUGUUGUUGGUCAACCUCUGUGUGCAUUCACAAACUCCAUAUCUCAGAGCCUCGUCAACAAGGUUAAACGAAACGCUAUGAAAAGAGUAAUACAUUCCCCGCUGGCCAUUAUUCUCUUGAAGACUGGUGUGCUUUUCUUGUUUCUCAACGUCGCGCAACUAGCCACGAUCAAUGUGCAGCAAGCAGCAUAUGUGUCCUCUUUGGUGGCUCCUAUAACCCUCAUCACAAUCUGGCGCUUCCUAAUCCUAAUGAGCCUUCGGCAACUUCGCCAUCGUCAGAACGGUAACGAGAACACGGAGAUACAAGGCACCUAUCCGCAAUCCACGUCGAUAGAGGAGCCCGACUCUAGCUUCUUGAACAACAAGGGCGCGCCGCUAGAAUUUGCAGCUAAUUAUGAGGAAAGCAUCAACUAUCGCCUGCAGCGAUAUUACGGGACACUGACAUCAGGCGUGUGCAGACGUGUGGAUAGAUCAGUCGCCCAUGAAAGAAACAAGGACCAGUUGGUACACCAGCUGCUGGCAGGCUGGGAGCUCCGAUGCACUGCCAUGUCUCUUCUCUUCAUUAUCUCCCGGUACAUCGCUCUCGUAUACGUCGUUGCAGCAGUGCUCGUUGAUUCUAGAUGGGAGACCGAUCAAGUGUAUGCUGUCAGCGGCCGCUGUUGGCUUCCUACACUUGCGGUCGCAACUCUCGGAGUAGUUCCCAUGGGCGUGGCGAUCCUGGAUGGAAUAGAAGAAGGACAUCCAUUUACCAUGUCGCUUGGUAGCGUUUCCGCAUGCGGCUUGACAUCCUCUCUGUCUCUGAAAGUUUACCAUAAAAUGAGAAGAGAGCCUUUGAUGAGAACAAUGCAGGCGCCUCUGCCUACUUUCCUGGUGAAAGCCGGCGUUGUGCAAUUCAUGUACAUCCCCAUUUUCUUUCGAUAA